GGGAGUUUAACAAAGUAUCACCAGUGGCGUUUCUUCUUUAUGAGAGUCAACUGACACCGAGGAUCAAGUGAACUUGUUGCUUGCUUUAUAAGCAUGUCAUUCUUUGUCGUAUCCUAAAUGUCAGAGGAAAGAUCCAGAUAUCAUUGUAUCACAAAGGACACGCAAGCGUUGUCAUCGCUGUUAUAAGCAUACAACACUCGAAACCCAGUAAAAAUAAAAUUGUGGUUGACGUGUUGUGCAAUAUUUAAGCAAAAAUCGAUGCAUGGAAGGUCGAAGCGCGGACGCAUAGGUUUACGACUUGGUUUGAUCAAAGCGACAGUGAGCAAGAGACACGGGCACUGCAGUCUCCGUCUUGUGCUCGAGUGGUUAAGACCUUUCCUGUUUGAACAUUUCUAUUGUUUUGAAAAAUUAAAUUGAAAUUAUUCAUUUUUGAACGCCUUCAAGAUAUCGAACUCAAAUAACAUUCAAUGAAGACUUUUUCUUUCAUAUUGAGCCUAUUCUUGUUUAGUCUCCUUUUUAAUAGAUUUGAUGCCGCUGCAGUCGGUAAAGGCGCUGUUGGAUCGGGUGGUCGCGGUCGCGGAGGCAUGAAACAAAAAUCGGGUGGCGGUAGAAAAAGUGGAGGUGGUCCUAUUUUAAUCAGCAAAGACAACAGAGUAGGGGGCAAAGAAUCCCUUUUAGAAUCAUCAGCUGGUGAUGCUUAUUACAACAAUCCGAACGGAGCUUCAAUUAAAUAUGCCUCCCAUUUCGAGUCGGAGUACAUCUUAGGCCGCAAACUUUCAUUUUACUGCAAAGCACAGGGAUUACCGCGUCCACGCAUUACAUGGCUAAAAGACGGCAUAGAAUUAUAUGAGCAUCCUUUCUUUCAGGUGCACGAAUUCAACGUGGGAAAAGACCAGAUUACGUCCAAAAUGGAGAUCGAUCCAACUACUCAGCGAGACUCUGGUUAUUACGAAUGUCAGGCAGAUAACAAAUAUGCCGUAGAUAAACGAGGAUUUCGUACUGAUUACACACUUGAUGUAUAUUAAAGACCUUGUUUCGGUUGAAAAAGUUGUGAACACUUUGAAAUUGAGUUUGACUAUUUCUACAUCUAAUUUUCUGUUAAAUCUAAUUAUAUUCUAGUCGAUUUGCAAUAUUUUUCUCUUUCAUGUUAUUCUCCGGAGAGCCAUAUAUAAUACUAGUCAUCUAAUCUAUCGUCUCUUGCUAUUUCUACCAUACCAAUGCCAAUGUCUCUCGUACGUUUCCAGCUUUAUUGAAAAAACCUGACGUGUUCCAACAGUAACUCAUCCGACUACUGACAGCCAGUAAAAACACACUUGGGAAUUUGGCAGCCGUUCUAUGUAUCCAACUGUACCCGUUUAAUUGCCCGUCCAUCGGCCAAUCGGUAUUCGUGUCGCGGUAGUUGGUUAUUUGUCGUUUUAUGUGCACCAAUAAGUUUUCAACUUUUUACUGUUGUCCUUGGGAUUUUACACGCGAUUCUACGUAGGCUACGUCAUUCCCGUUGAAAUACAAUUUACGAAAACAGCCAUAA
Molecule: messenger RNA, 1528 nt
Organism: Daphnia magna
Lineage: Eukaryota; Metazoa; Arthropoda; Branchiopoda; Diplostraca; Daphniidae
Product: immunoglobulin domain-containing protein oig-4
Exons: 4
Coding region: 468-1025 (185 amino acids)
Source: RefSeq, a predicted model, not a curated record